GUGAACAGAGACGCGCACAACUACCGCUGACGAGUGCUGACUCCAGCAAUACAAACACAAUGAUCGCCAACAUCUCCUUUUUCUGCGUGUCUUCACUUCUACUUUUAAACUUGGUCGGGGCCAAACCAAUUUCCAGUUUACAGAGUCUUAAGGAGUUGUUAGAUGAACAAGUUAUCACGCCGUUUGUGGAGUCGGAGGAGACGGCGACGGAGCAGAAAGACGUGAAAGCGGAGAAGAGCAAGCUGGACGCGCCAGCGGAGCAUCUUUGGGAGUCAGACGCGCGAAACUCAGCGCUGGCGGGAAAAGAUCGCGAGUUCGUGCGUCUCCUAGGAGACAUACUAUCUACAUCCAAGCGCUCGUGGAGUCGAUUCAAGAAAGGUGGGCUGCGGAGCUGUUUUGGGGUCAGACUCGAGAGAAUCGGGUCUUUUAGCGGGCUCGGGUGUUAAGCAGCAGGUAUGCUCGGAGAUGAACACAAAAAUGUAAACGCGUAUUUGAAAUAAAGAACGUCUUAUUAAUUUAUGUCAUGUCACUUCUUGCCGUUUGGGUUUUUACUGGAAUAGGGCACUGCGAUUUCCUUACUUGAAAUGUUCAUGCAGGCACCUCUUUGUUCUAAAAAAAAGAAAUGUGGACUGCAAGUUUACCGUUGAUUUGUGUUCAGUUGAUAUCUGUUGGUUAUUAUUUAUUCGAGAUUUAGAACUGUAAAUAGUUUGAAAUUUUGAAAAUACUAUAGGCUACUGCUGCUUUGAACUGUUGUACUGUCUAUAUAUUUAUUGAUUUAUUUAUGUCACCUCUAAA
Molecule: messenger RNA, 795 nt
Organism: Xyrauchen texanus (razorback sucker)
Lineage: Eukaryota; Metazoa; Chordata; Actinopteri; Cypriniformes; Catostomidae
Product: C-type natriuretic peptide 3-like
Exons: 2
Coding region: 60-446 (128 amino acids)
Cellular component (GO): extracellular region
Molecular function (GO): hormone activity; hormone receptor binding
Source: RefSeq, a predicted model, not a curated record